Molecule: messenger RNA, 1794 nt
Organism: Periconia digitata
Lineage: Eukaryota; Fungi; Ascomycota; Dothideomycetes; Pleosporales; Periconiaceae
Source: the annotation of a GenBank genome assembly
UCCCAACGUGCUCGAUCGUCGCACGUGGAAUUCGCGCCCUCUAGCCUCCUCUUACGCGUCGCGCACACGGUGCCCGUAAGCACAUUCGCUGCAAUGGCAGAGGAAGCAAGCUCCCCCACUGCUACCAGCGUGGUGAAGCCCACCGAAGAACCCUCGCGCUCAGUCGAGCCCACCGAAAGUGCUGCUGACGCCGACGCGAAACCGACGAGUGACGGUGACGUAGCACCUACAGAUGCCCCAGUCGAGAAGCAAGCUUCGGAAACGGCUGCUGCCGUUGACGACCAAGCUGAGAAGGACCAGUUGAGCGCAGAACCGGCACAAAAUGGCGAAGAUGCUACAGCUACCGCCGACGCAUCUUCUGCAACAAACGCCACACCCGCCUCUUCCAAGAAGGCAAACAAUACCCGUCGUAAAUCUUCCAGCGGAGUUCCCGAGCACAAGACCAAGAAGACCCCAAGCAAGAAGAAGAAGCAGCUAGAGCUGCACCUGGAUACCAAGCCUGGAGACAUGUGGCUGGUGGCAAUGCGCGGGUAUCAGCCAUGGCCUGUCAUUAUCUGCGAUGAGGAUAUGCUGCCAGAGACACUGUUGGCGAAGCGUCCUGUGAGUGCCAUUCGCGUCGACGGCACAUAUCGUGAGGAUUAUCUGGAGGGUGGUAAAAAUGCGAAAGAUCGCCGAUAUCCUGUUAUGUUUCUAGGCACCAAUGAGUUUGCUUGGCAAGUCAAUACAGAUCUGCUACCCUUCGAUAUCGAAGAGAUCAAAAAGGAUGUCGAAAACGGUCUGCCUGGCAAGAAGAACAAGGUUCUUACCGCUGCUUACGAGGAGGCUGUGGAAGGUCAUGAUCUGGAUUAUUACAAGGAGAUGCUCCAGAAUCAUGAGCAGGCCAUGAUCGACGACGCCGAAGCCAAAGCUGCGAAAGAAGAGGAGAAGUUGGCCAAGAAGGAGAAGUCGAAAUCGCGGAAGAGCACUGCAAUUGUGGAUUCCGACGAUGUCGAAAUGGAUGACGUUGACGACGCUCCUACCAGCAGCAAAAAGAAGGGCACCAAGCGGAAGAAGGGAGAUGAAAGUGACGGCGAGCCAGAAAAGGCGGCAAAGACUCCCAAGACAAAGCUCAAACUCAACAACAAGCCACCCAAGGAGGCAUCUGCUGCGAAGGCGAAGAAGGAAGCAAAGCCCAAGAAGGUCCAGGCGAGCCAGACCCCUAAGGCUGCACCUGUGGAGGAGGCGCCUAUGACUGAAGAGGAGCGACUGCAGAAACGCGAGAAGUCCGUUCUAUACUUGCGUCACCGAUUGCAGAAGGGUUUCUUGUCUCGUGACCAAGCCCCCCAGGAUGGUGACAUGCCUAGCAUGGCGGGACAUCUCACCCAGCUGGAGGAGCUUGAUGAUCUCGAAGCAGAGAUUAUUAAGAAGACGAAAGUUCACAAAGUCCUAAGAGCGAUUCUCAAGCUGAACACGAUCCCAAAGGAAGAUGAGUUCAACUUCAAGACUCGUUCUAGCAAUCUUCUCAACAAAUGGAGCGGUGCACUAGCAGCAGAGACUGAAGCCCCAGCGGAAACACCGGCAGCUGCUCCGGCUCCUACAACCAACGGUGUGAAGCAUGAGGAAGAGACCAAGAAAGAUUCUCCCGUGCUUGAGAAGAGUGUCGAACCCACUCCCGAGGAGUCUAAACCUGCUGGCGGCGAUGUUGAGAUGACAGAUGCUCCAGAGCAGCCUCAAGAGAAAGAAGAUGCGCCCAAGGCCGAGGCUGACUCCACCGUCACCAGCACCGUGGAAGCUCCCGCAGUCGAAGCGGCCUAG